UCAAGAUGGCGCAGAUCAACUUCCUUUGAUACCGAGGACCGACGAGCGAGGAAAUGAAAAUAACCGACCUGAGACGCAGCCCAAGUGUGUGUGUGCGUGUGUCUAUCAACCGGUCAGCAUGGCGUUUCAGAACAAGAAGAGCAGCGCGAGACCCGCGGGCGACCGUCUGCUCAUCAAAGGAGGGAAAGUCGUGAACGAUGAUCAGUCGUUUUACGCCGACAUCUACGUUGAGGACGGGAUCAUCAAGCAGAUGGGGGAGAGCCUCCUGGUCCCGGGGGGGGGUUUCCAGACGGUAGAGGCCUACGGUCAGCUGGUGUUUCCUGGAGGCGUCGAUGCUAACACCAGCCUGUUCUCCCCCCAGAGAGGCCAGCAGCCUGCAGACGACCUGCAGCGAGGAACCAGAGCGGCUCUGUGGGGAGGAACCACCACCAUCU
Messenger RNA from Trematomus bernacchii (emerald rockcod), 434 nucleotides. Its product is annotated as dihydropyrimidinase-related protein 2-like. NCBI's taxonomy places the organism in Eukaryota, Metazoa, Chordata, Actinopteri, Perciformes, Nototheniidae. Gene Ontology annotation, cellular component: cytosol. The record is from RefSeq and is a predicted model, not a curated record. Gene Ontology annotation, molecular function: hydrolase activity, acting on carbon-nitrogen (but not peptide) bonds, in cyclic amides.